This is a messenger RNA of Dipodomys ordii (Ord's kangaroo rat), 1761 nucleotides long. It is a transcript of the gene Cap1, whose product is annotated as CAP, adenylate cyclase-associated protein 1 (yeast). Bases 270 to 1556 code for a protein of 428 amino acids. The record is from RefSeq and is a predicted model, not a curated record. Gene Ontology annotation, molecular function: adenylate cyclase binding; actin binding. Gene Ontology annotation, biological process: cytoskeleton organization; regulation of adenylate cyclase activity; cell morphogenesis. Gene Ontology annotation, cellular component: cytoplasm. NCBI's taxonomy places the organism in Eukaryota, Metazoa, Chordata, Mammalia, Rodentia, Heteromyidae. The transcript is spliced from 12 exons.
CCCUUGUGACCUUUGAGCCAGCCUCGAGUCUCCUAGGUGUGGGGAGUAGGGGUGGAGUCAGGAUCUCAGCGGCCUUUCUCCCAGAGUUUGAGUCUAGCCAGCCUUUUCAAUCCCGCGGCUCAUUUCCGGUGUGGGGGGGCGGGGGAGUUACCGCGCCCAGGGAGGGCCCGGAAGUGGGUCGCGCGGAGAUUGCUGGGCGGUUCUUACCGGAAGUGGAGAGCCGCUGAUCGCUGAACCGAGGUGAGGCACAACUCCUAAGGUUGUACAUAAUGGCUGAUAUGCAAAAUCUUGUAGAAAGACUGGAGAGGGCAGUGGGCCGCCUGGAAGCAGUAUCCCAUACCUCUGACAUGCACCGUGGGUAUGGAGACAAUCCUUCAAAAGGAACAGCUCCAUAUGUGCAAGCCUUUGACUCCCUGCUUGCUGGUCCUGUGGCAGAGUACUUGAAGAUCAGUAAAGAGAUCGGAGGAGAUGUGCAGAAACAUGCGGAGAUGGUCCAUACAGGCCUGAAGUUGGAACGAGCUCUCCUAGUUACAGCUUCUCAGUGCCAGCAGCCCGCCAAUGUAAGUGCUCCCAAACCUGCCCCCUAUGUGAAAGAAAUGAAUGAUGCUGCAGUGUUUUAUACAAACCGAGUCCUCAAAGAAUACAAAGAUGUGGAUAAGAAACAUGUGGACUGGGUCAAAGCCUACUUGAGUAUAUGGACAGAGCUGCAGGCAUAUAUCAAGGAGUUCCAUACCACUGGAUUGGCCUGGAACAAAACGGGGCCCGUGGCAAAAGAACUGAGUGGAUUGCCAUCUGGACCCUCUGUUGGAUCAGGUCCCCCUCCCCCUCCACCAGGCCCACCUCCCCCACCUGUUCCUACCAGUUCAGGCUCUGAUGACUCUGCCUCCCGCUCAGCACUGUUUGCGCAGAUAAAUCAGGGGGAGAGCAUCACACAUGCCCUGAAGCAUGUAUCUGAUGAUAUGAAGACUCACAAGAACCCUGCCCUGAAAGCUCAGAGUGGCCCAGUACGCAGUGGUCCCAAACCAUUCUCUGCACCUAAACCCCAAACCAGCCCAUCUCCCAAACCAGCCACAAAGAAGGAGCCAGCUCUACUUGAAUUGGAGGGCAAGAAAUGGAGAGUGGAAAAUCAGGAGAAUGUUUCCAACCUGGUAAUUGAUGACACAGAGCUGAAGCAGGUGGUUUACAUAUACAAGUGUGUCAACACAACAUUGCAAAUCAAGGGCAAGAUUAACUCCAUUACAGUAGAUAACUGUAAGAAACUUGGUCUGGUAUUCGAUGAUGUGGUGGGCAUUGUGGAGAUAAUCAAUAGUAGAGAUGUCAAAGUUCAGGUAAUGGGUAAAGUGCCAACCAUUUCCAUUAACAAAACAGAUGGCUGCCAUGCUUACCUGAGCAAGAGUUCUCUGGAUUGUGAGAUAGUCAGUGCCAAAUCUUCUGAGAUGAAUGUUCUCAUUCCUACAGAAGGCGGUGACUUUAAUGAAUUCCCAGUCCCUGAGCAGUUCAAGACCUUAUGGAAUGGGCAAAAGUUGGUCACCACAGUGACAGAAAUUGCUGGAUAAGCCAAGUGCCAGUGGGUUCUUUGCCCUCUCCCUUCACACCAUGGGAUAAAUCUGUAUCAAGACGAUUCUUUUCUAGAUUUCCUCUACCUUUCUGCUCUUAACUGCUUCUCUGCUCUGAGAAGCCCAGCUACCUGCCUUCACUGAAUAUACCUCAGGCUGAGAUUUGGGGUGGGACAGCAGGGCAGUUGAUCUUCUGCAGGAAGGU